This is a messenger RNA of Hypomesus transpacificus, 2293 nucleotides long. It is a transcript of the gene samm50l, whose product is annotated as sorting and assembly machinery component 50 homolog, like. The coding region runs from base 167 to 1579 and encodes 470 amino acids. The transcript has 15 exons. Gene Ontology annotation, cellular component: outer membrane; SAM complex. NCBI's taxonomy places the organism in Eukaryota, Metazoa, Chordata, Actinopteri, Osmeriformes, Osmeridae. Gene Ontology annotation, biological process: mitochondrial respiratory chain complex assembly; protein insertion into mitochondrial outer membrane. The record is from RefSeq and is a predicted model, not a curated record.
AACCACUGAAGAAGGGAAAGGAACGCACAUAGUGUCAUGGCGUCUCCCUUGAAGGGGGCUUGGUCCUGUAAAUGUUAGCCAUCGUUAUUUCUUUCUUUCAUUGUCUUAUUAAUCUGGAAAGAUCGCUUAGGUCAAAGGGAACAUAUUUGACGACCAUAGCGUCAAGAUGGGGACGGUCCACGCUAGGAGUUUAGAUCCGCUUCCAAUGCACGGGCGCGACUUGGGCGUCAACCCGGAUGAUAUGAUGGAAGCACCUGAACCAGAGCAGGAGACGAAACAAGAGGUCCUCGAAAACAAAGACGUUGUGGUCCAGCAUGUCAAUAUUGAGGGUCUGGGGAGAACUAAAGAAGAUCUCCUGGGUUAUGAGAUCUCUGAGGUCUUUAAUGCAAAAAACCUAAUUGACGUUAUGAAGAAAUCUCAUAUUGCCAGGCAGAAACUUCUGCGACUGGGAAUCUUUAAGGAGGUGGAAGUGCUUAUUGACACGUCAGAAGGUAAAGAUGCAUUGCCCAACGGCCUAGAUGUGACGUUCGAAGUGACGGAGAUGAAGAGGUUGACAGGCAGCUACAACACCAUGGUCGGCAACAACGAGGGAAGCAUGGUUCUCGGUCUGAAGCUGCCUAAUGUGUUUGGCCGUGCAGAGAAGCUCACCUUCCAGUUCUCCUAUGGUACCAAGGAAACUUCCUACGGACUGUCCUACUUCAAACCCCAGCCGGGCAACUUUGAACGCAACCUCACCCUCAACCUGUACAAAGUCACUGGCCAGUUUCCAUGGAGCUCCCUGAAGGAGACCGACAGAGGUUUUUCCACAGAGCUCAAUUUCCCCUUGUGGAGGAGCAACCACACUCUUAAGUGGGAAGGCGUGUGGAGGGAGCUGGGCUGUCUGGCUCGCAGUGCCUCAUUCGCCGUGAGAGAGGAGAGCGGACACUCCCUCAAGUCUGCUCUAUCGCACACCAUGUCCAUCGACACCAGGAACUCUGCCAUCUUCCCCAAGAAAGGAGCCUUACUAAGGAUCAACCAGGAGCUGGCUGGCUUCACAGGUGGAGAUGCUAGUUUUUUGAAGGAGGACUUUGAGCUACAGCUGAACAGGAGGCUGGUGUGGGACUCGGUCCUCUCUGCUUCUCUGUGGGGUGGCAUGCUCUACCCCAUUGGAGGAAAGCCAUCCUCCAUCGCUGACAGGUUCUAUCUUGGUGGUCCCACUAGUGUGCGAGGCUUCGGGAUGUACAGCAUUGGUCCACAGAGCGAGGGUGACUACCUGGGGGGGGAGGCCUACUGGGCUGGGGGACUCCACCUGUACACACCGUUGCCCUUCCGUCCAGGCCGUGGGGGAUUUGGUGACCUCUUCCGAACCCACUUCUUCCUCAAUGCUGGCAAUCUUUGCAAUCUCAACUACGGUGAGGGUCCCCGCGCCCAUCUGCAAAAGCUGGCAGAGUGUAUCCGCUGGUCAUACGGUGCGGGAAUUGUGCUACGUCUGGGGAAUAUCGCUAGGCUGGAGCUCAACUACUGUGUUCCCAUGGGGGUACAGAGUGGUGACAGGAUAUGCGACGGUGUCCAGUUUGGAGCCGGAAUCCGUUUCCUGUGAUGUUGCCCCCCCAACCCCCUUACAGAAAAGAGCAUAAUGGCAAAGGGAAAGCUGUUGGCACUUGAUUUCCGUUGUAGAGUGUAAAACUAAAAGUAGGAUCCUGAAAGAAUGCAUUGUCUUGUAGAAGUACUGCUCCGACGUUUUCUUUUUAUCAUUUUUUACACUAACCACCGAUAUCACCCAAUAAGUUUGCCGUGCUAGCACCAACCAGUUACAUUUCUAGCCUGUGAAAGAGAUUUGGACGUAGAGAUACAGUAUUUUAUUUAUCUCUAUGCUGUUGUAUCUCCCCCUCUGCCUUCCAGGACAGUUGCCUAUCUAUAGACGUGUGAUUUUUGUUUUUGUUCUAGAUUGAACUCUAUUAAACCCCUCUCUGAACACCAGAUGAGUUUCCUUUAGAAUAAGCAAUGGUCGCAAAUGCUUAUGCAGAGACUUAAUGGAAAUUAAUGUGCUGUAACCCACACUUUUCUGUUGACCAUAGAACAGUGGAAUUUUAAGAAUGUGAACGGACACCGCCAACACAUAUGGUUCAGAUGUUUUUUGGGGGGGAAAGAAAAAAAAGGAAUGGAGAGUAGCCGUCCCGUACACAGCAGCCAGUGAAUCAGAGGUGGAGAUCCCAAGUGUGACCCACCACCAGUGCUCUUAUUGUUAGUCCUCUUUUUAACAUUGUCUAUGCUAUUCCGAUCUACACAUCAAUAAAUCACGUAUGUUCCCUUA